Penicillium mononematosum is the source of this 3957-nucleotide messenger RNA. Its product is annotated as C2 domain protein. The transcript is spliced from 6 exons. Bases 1 to 3957 code for a protein of 1318 amino acids. The record is from RefSeq and is a predicted model, not a curated record. Lineage: Eukaryota; Fungi; Ascomycota; Eurotiomycetes; Eurotiales; Aspergillaceae.
AUGUCGACAGCAUCUACCCAAUCCCGAGGAGUCAACCGACGGAUUAACAGCCUCCAGAAUGAGGGUCGUCAUUCGCGUAACUCCUCUAUAGCGCGGCGCCGCCCCCUAAACGCCAACGUGGCAUACAGUCAUGCCAUUCGGGUUGCCUACCUUGCCUAUCUCCUCCACCCUCGCUCUCGUCGCAUCCAAAAUGCCCCCGUCGCGCCGGCGCGGCCAAAACGAUCAGCCACCUCCAUUCAUGAUUUAAUGAGCGAUUUCUCCUUGGUCAGGGACUCGAAGAGCACCAGGGUUCCCCAUGGCUUCGUGUCCGAGCUGGAGAAGCGGUUGACGGGCGUGUUGAUGGGAAAGGAGAAAAGGAAGGAAUAUCAAGAUCACCUAGUGGUGCGGACAUUCGCUGUCUUUCUCAACGUUCUGAAGGAAGACUCGUUCCGAAAACGCAUGGAGAAGGACCGGCGAGCUGAAGAUCUGCUCCUGAUUUUCUACUCCAACGCAGUCAAAGAGCUAGGCAAGGGCAAAGAGCAUGACGAUGACAGCUGGAAGCUCAUGGUGGAUCGGCACGUUGCACUUUUUGUCCGACUCCUUGCGCUCACCUUGAAAGACCACGAAUGGUCAAAGGACCGCCCAGAGUUGGCCAAUCGAUUGACGGUGCUGGAAAACAAGCUUCUCCUGCAAGACCAGGACCUCAUGCAAACGAACGGGCCUACGUCUGCGACAGAAAGUGUUGGUACAUUGAGUUACAAUGUGAAGGAUAUGCCCCUGGUUCAACAUGUGGCCAAGAUCUUUGGGAUGACCACAUCCCAAGCACAAUCCGAAAUCGAUAAACACAAGUCUACCUGGACCGAAAAGGCCGCUCUGCAGGACCUAAAAACCUAUCAAGCCCACCUGAACCUCCAAACACAUAAAACCUUGUCUAGGGAAGAUUUUGAGUCUGACGAGGCCUAUGAUGCCUGGAAAAAGAGCGAAGGUCCUGAUCUCUCACAAAUGAUGCUCUCAAUCAUGCAAUCCAACCCGGAGCUGGCCAAAAGCACCCCCGGGUCUCUUCCUCAGUUCAAUUCAAGUCCCCAUGAGAACCCCGACCUGUCAAGGACAUCAUCUGGUCGGACUGACAGAACAUCUUAUGUCAUUGAUCAGCCUGUUGAUUUGAGUGGGCUGUCUCUAGAAGAGUCAGAUGAAUCCGAUACAUACACAUUUAUACCGUCUGACCCUAGGUCUUUGUACAAAUAUAUCUUGUCCCAGACCUUGACGCAUGAUCUGCGAGACCGGGAGCUUGAAGCUACACAGGCCACAUCUGACGUGCCUUCAAUGAAACUGCUCUCGAAACAGUCCACGGAAAUGCUUAAUGAGAUUUGUCUCCGCUGGCGGAUUCCAACCUUCUCCCGGGUCGUGUUGUUCCUUGAGGUGGCUCAAACUAAAUUUGUCGACAAUGAGAUUGAUCUCACUACACUCGACUCGGCGUUUACUUUCGUGAAGGAAAUGCCUACGGGCGAGAACCGCAAACGCAGUAGCUUUGCGGCUUCUGCUGUCCUUGAUCGGCAACGAUGGACCGUACAUGAUCUUCAGACGAUGCAAAUGCUGCUGUCCAAACUUCAUGAGGCUCUGCUCCGGGAGCUAUAUGAGGCUAUGAUGGACUGCUUUGAGGCAAAGCCGCGCCCACUCGGUCCAGUUAUGUACAUUCUCGACACCCACGUCCAGAUGGAUCCCAGCUACGUUGAGGACCCUGAAGACAUCAAUCGGUUUAGCACGUAUGUGCAAGAAGGACUUGCCGAAAAAGCAACAACAAAGUAUCAAAGCCUUCUUAGCCAACUAAUCCCCGUGGAACAAGAGGCCUGGGAUCCCGACCAUGUCAUUCAGCUUGGAGAUGCGAUCUCAAAGCUUGCGCUAAAGAUCCAGAAACGCUACCGCAAUAACCCGGAAAUUAUGGGUGUGAAUCCCUACACCACCUUGUGCCACAACGUACUCCCUAUGUUCGCCGAGGAUGCACAUGAAAUGAUCAUUAGGAUUCUCGACCAGGCAAAAGCCAGGGGUGAGGAGAUCGCUAUCGACGACGGCUUCGACCUAUACAAACAGCUUGCUACUAUCAGGCGGUUGUUCCAUAACACCCAUGAAGAUGCUCCAUUCCCAUUCCAUGUGGAGAGCCUCCUUCAAGACUUCGUCUGGAGAUGGCUUCGUCUGACUGAUCAAAAGAUCAUGGAUUGGGUCAGCCAAGCUACUAGACAAGAUGCAUUCGCCGUUCGUGCAGAUGGAACGACAGAGCUCGCGCCUGAAGAUGAUCGUCACAGUGUAUCAGUCAUUGAUAUUUUCCGAUCUUUCAACCAAGUGGUUGAGAAUAUGGUGCAACUGGAGUGGGACGAUGAUCUUCAAUAUGCGAAGUUCAUGACGCAUCUCUCUAAUUCAAUUGGGAAAGGUGUGGCAACGUAUUGUGACUCCUUAGAAAAGAUGUUCACGCGGGAGAUGGAUCGCCUCACACCCGAGCAAGAGGCAGCAUUGAACCAAACCACCCAGGAAAAACUGAUGCAAUUCGCGAAGGACACCUGGACGAAUAAGGAUAAAAUCGAGCCCUUCCAAUUCUCGUCAGAGUCCCUGGUGAAACUGAACAAUAUUGAGUAUGCACUUGCUCAGCUCGACAAACUCGAAAAGGAUAUCAACGUCGAUGCAUGCGCCGAAGUCAUUGCAAGAAAUACUCCACCGCAGCUCAAGAAGGUCCGCAAGUCUACCACCUAUGUCUUUACAAUCAAGGUAGUGGAGGCAGAGGACUUGAAAGCAUGCGACAUUGGCGGUGGCAGCGAUCCAUAUGUCGUCUUGACGGACGAAUAUCAGAAACGAAUUGCCAAAACCCGCAUCAUCUACAAUAAUCUCAAUCCCCGAUGGGAGGAUGCAGUGGAUCUCACAACACAGGGCCCUCUGAAUAUCAUCGCUACCAUCUGGGACUGGGAUGCAGUGGGCGAUCACGACUACGUUGGUCGCACGUCGAUCAAGCUGGAUCCUGUGCACUUUAGUGACUUCUUGCCAAGAGAGUAUUGGCUCGACCUGGAUACCCAGGGUCGGCUUCUACUCCGAGUUAGUAUGGAAGGCGAGCGAGACGACAUCCAGUUCUACUUCGGCAAGGCUUUCCGUACACUCAAGCGAACUGAAAGGGAUAUGACUCGGAAGAUCACAGAGAAGCUUUCGGCAUACAUCAGUCACUGUCUUUCCAGGCGGACACUGAAGUCUCUGCUCUCUCGAGGACUCACCAACCCUGCCGGACCCACCCCGGCAGACGUCGAAAAUGCACUGACUCCUUUGUUCAAUUACUUCAAUGACAACUUCGCAAUCAUGAACAAAACCCUCACACCCGAAGCCAUGAAGAUGGUGAUGGCUCGCCUGUGGAAGGAAGUGCUUGCCACCAUCGAGAGUCUACUCGUACCACCUCUGUCGGAUAAGCCGUCCCAUCAGAAGCCAUUAACCAUCCAAGAAGUCGACAUCGUAUCACGCUGGCUCGUGCUACUAUUGAACUUCUUCCAUGCGAUUGACGACGAAACCGGCGAAGCAAACGGCGUCCCAAUCGAUAUCCUGAAAUCACCCAAAUACCACGAAAUCCAGUCUCUGAAUUUCUUCUACUUCGAACCAACGGAGCAUCUCAUCCGCACCUCCGAACGCAUGGCCUCGGCGACUGUCAACCGCCAACAAGCGGCCCGCAACCGCACUUCUGCGCCUGCGCACCUGGGCGCCACAGGUGCCGGCUACGGCGGCUUGGGACUUCCGGCUGCCCGUCGCGCCAAGAGCAUCAUGCUCUCCCGCAACCUGGGCACGAUGAGGAAGGCCAAGGAAGAGAAGCGACGGGAGGCGCAGGCUGAUCCUAACGACGAUAUGAUCCUGCGCAUUCUUCGCAUGCGCCCGAAGCUGCCGGUUAUCUACGGGACCAGCCUGAUGGCUGGUGCGGGAAGCCGCAUGAGCGGUAUCAUCCCUCGCGGCAGGUGA